Closterium sp. Naga37s-1 is the source of this 5391-nucleotide messenger RNA. The record is from the annotation of a GenBank genome assembly. Lineage: Eukaryota; Viridiplantae; Streptophyta; Zygnematophyceae; Desmidiales; Closteriaceae.
AUGGGUCAAGGGAACGUAGGGUUCGGAGAAUCCCCCGUUCACGGGGCAGAUUUUCCACGUCAGCAGAGCCUGAGGGAGCGGCGAGAACGGAGGUAUUUACCCCACGCGUCGCGAGCUGCAGUUCCGCAGUCCUCUAGCAUCUCGCCGUUUCGGGUCCGCGUGAAUCCGCGAGCAGGUGUAGCAGAUGCACUCGUUACCAGCAGCCCCGAUUUAAGAGUCAACUACGCGCCUCCGCAGGCUCUCGAAGCGGCGCUGGAUCCGCGGCGUCAAGCCACAUCAACGUCCGCGCCUCGAAGCCGCGUGCCGGCUGCCGAACCUCAGCCGUCUAGGAGCGUGCGUGAGAUCCGACGGUCACGAUCGGCUGUCCCGAAAACUACGGAUACGGCGGAGCUGCUAGGAGGCGACUUUACAGAGGAAGAGCUUCGAGAUUACCUGCUUCACCAUCCACACGAAGAUCAGUCCUCUUCACCUGCUCCCUCCCAGCUGAUCAGCAGCAGUAGCAGCGGCAGGGAGCCUUACCCGCAAGAUUUCCCCCAAACCUACCCACAAGCCUAUCCCGGAUCCUUCUCGCAAAAUCACCUACAGAAUCCCGAACGACCGCCGGACCACUUAUGGGACGGGUCAGCGGAAGUAUGGGAUCGGGAAAGGGAUCGGGAAGGGGAGAGGGAGAGGGAGCGCGAGAGCGGCGGAAACACGAGCUCGAGCCACGCGAGCGGCGCCAGCCAUUCGAGCGUGGGGCGCAGCAGAUCCAGCGUUCCGCGCAGCGGAAGCAGGAGCAGAUCGGGUUCCGCCAGGCGCGGGGUUCCGCGCGUGAGCAGCACGGGCGGGGGGAGAGUGCAGCGGUCCGCGUCUGUGGGUCUAUCGGAUUCGGCGGAAGAGGAAGAGGAGGAGGACGACGGGGAGGAGUUUUUGACUUCGGUUCCGCCUGCUGCUAUGGAUGUUCUGUUGGGAAACACGGGGAAAAAGACCGCGGCUGGCGGGUGGAGAAAAUCCGCGUCUACGUCAUCAGCUGGUGCGACUGUAGCCACAGGGGGGCAGGGGAGGGCGAGGGGAGCGCAGACGGCAGGGCAGGGGUGGGGGCAGGGGAUAGGGCAAGCGGCGGGGGAGAGUGGAGGGCAGGGGUUGGGGCAGGGAGUGAUGGGGGGAAACAGCUGGGAGAGAAGGGUGGAGGCGCAGGGGGAAGCGAUGUAUGGCGGGCCGGGAGAGGAGGAGGACGAGGAUGGGGUGCUGGAGGCGUACGCUGUGGAUGAUUUGGAGGAGCUGGAUGCGGUGGAGGGUGGUGAUGGUGGUGCAUGGAUGGUGGAGAGCGGUCAGCUGGGAGCCGGUCGCCCCGACUGCGCCUCACCUCUCAGAAGCACCGCCCCUGGGGUCUCAGGCAGUGCCUCUCCUGCUGCUGGGUAUGGGGGCGGCGGGGCGUACGGGCAGCAGGGGCAGCAGGGACAGUACGGGCAGCAGGGGCAGCAGGGGCAGUAUGGGCAGCAUGGGCAUUCCAGCAGCAGCGGUAGCCUGGGGCAUGUGUCUCCUACACUUGCUCGUCUCUCGCCUGGCUCGGGCCAUGCCUCUCCCUCCAGGGGUCGUGCCAGUCCGGGCCAUGCAUCCCCUGGGCGGGGCUAUGCUGCUCUCGGCCCUCCAGAUCGUGAGCCUCGCGACGGUGCACUGACUGGCUUGCCUGCUGCUGCUAUCGGUGCUGCCGAUGCUGCUGGGUCUGCCGGUGCUGCUGCCGGUGCUGCCGGUGCUGCUGCUGCCGGUGCUGCUAGUGCUCGCUCGCCUGCUGCUGCUGGUCGUGGGGCGUAUGGAAGAAGCCAAGGGGUUGAGAACGGUGGAGGGGGGCGGAUGUCCGCGCAGGCAGGCGCGGAGCAGCAGAGCGGGGAAGAGCAUUCUGCAGGAAGGGCGGACGGGCGGGUGGGGGGAGCGGAACCGGCAAGGGCAAGCCUGAGCGGAGGAGGGGCGCGGGAGGCGGAGGAGGGGAAGCAGGAGGGCGGAGAGGGACGUGUGGGGAGCGGGCGGAGAGGGGAGGACGAUCUGGUUGCAGCUGCUGCUCUUGUUAGCGGAGCAGCGGGUGCUGGCGACGACAGGGAGAAUGAGGCGGGGACAGGGGGAGCAGGAGUAGCAGGAGGAGGAGAAGGAGCGGCAGUAGGGGAUUCAAGCGUGCUACCCUCUGUCGGUGCCGGUUCCGAUGCUGGUUCUGAUGCCAGUGCUGGUGCAGGGGCUGCAGCAGCAGGGGCCGCGUCAGGUGCUAGUGCAGAGGCGGGUGGUAGGAGAGGUGCGGGCGGGAAUGGAAGAGGAGGAGGAAGAGGAGGAGGAGGAGGAGGAGGAGGAGGAGGAGGAGGAGGGGGUGUGUCAGAGAUAGCGCUGGCACGGAACCUGAGCCUGCAGGUGAAGAAGGCAGAGCAGCAAAUCUCCCUGGACAGGAAUCUAUCUCUGCGCAACAUCAAGAAGCAGGGCAAGGACCUGGUGCCAAAACUGACCACUCUGCUCAAGAAGUCAGCCAGCUCAGCAGGCGCGGGAAUAAGCUAUGCGGGCGCGGCAGGGCUGAGUGCAGCAGGGGCGGGCAUCAGCGCAGCGGGGGCAGGCAUCAGUGCGACGGUGGGAAAAAGACCGCCCAAACCUGGAAGAUCCGCGACUGAGAAGGAGCGGUCCAUGCCGUCGCUCUCCAUGCCCUCCAUGCCAAGAUCGCUCACCCUCUCGAGGCACAAGGACGGGCCAGAGCGGCCAGAGAAAACUUUUGGGGACCUGCCCGCGCCCAAGCGCACUCAUUUCCAAUACUCUGAGCUCCAGCUGGCGACGGGCAAUUUCGACGAGGCCAAUGUGCUGGGCCAGGGCGGCUUUGGGAAGGUCUACUACGGGGUGCUGCCCGUGCAGCCAGCGCAGGUGGUGGCGGUGAAGGUGCUGACGAGGGGCGGGUCGCAGGGCGACGAGGAGUUCACGAUUGAGCUGGAGCUGCUCAGCCGCCUGGAGCACAAACACCUGGUGAAGCUGUUUGGGUUCUGCAUGCGCUCGCAGCAGCGUCUGCUCGUCUACCAGUUCCUGCCCAACGGCUCUCUCACGGAUCACAUGCACGGCAAGAAGAGGGAGGAGAACGGGCCGCUAUCGUGGGAGCGGCGGCUGCGGAUAGCCGUGGGGUCAGCGAGGGGCCUGCAGUACCUGCACUCGCAGCGCCCCCAGAUCCUCCACCGUGACAUCAAGUCGUCCAACAUCCUUCUCACUGAUAACUUCGCUGCCAAGGUUGCGGAUUUCGGGUGUGCGAAGCUGAUCAAGCAGACGAUCAGGGUGGAGGACCCGCAGACGGGCGAGAUGGUGGAGCGGUUGGGGGAGAGCGUGGACGUGGCCAUGGGGACCCAUGGCCACAUGGCGCCUGAGAUCCUCAUGACUGGGGAGAUCAGCUCCGCUACCGACGUGUACAGCUUCGGAGUGGUGCUCUUUGAGCUCGUCACGGGCCAGCUCCCUGUCCUGGCGGAUGGCACACAGCUCGUGCACUGGGUCACUCCGCUGUGUGAGCAGAAGCGGUGGGAUGAGCUCAUCGACCCGGACGUGCUUGCAGCACAAGCCGGCUCCACUCCCACCGGCCCUGCUGCCGUCGCUGCCGCCGCCGCUGCCGCCGCUGCCAUUGCUGCUGGCGCUGCUGCUGCUGCAGGUGGUAGUGGUGACGCUUCAAGUGCAGAGGCGGCUGGCACCUGCUCUGGGUCGAGCAGCAUCAGCUCCACCAGCGCCAGCACCACCACGAGCAACAGCAGCAGCAGUAGCAACAGCAGCACCACAACAACCACCAGCAGUAGCAGUGGUGGCAGUGGGGGUGCGAGUGGCGGGAGGCAGAGGCCGAUCAGUGCGUCGCUGAUCCGCUUUGCAGAGCUGGCGCACUCGUGCAUCCUCUUUGACCCGCUCUCCCGCCCUUCCGUGGCAGAUGUGGCCCAUGCCCUCCAUGCCAUCUAUCUCGACAAAGACUACAGCUCGAUACCCUCUGCUGCACAACAGAAGCGAUCCCAAUCCCAUUCCCAGCACCAACACCAGAACCAGUCCCAAUCCCAGGGCCAAGCGGCCCAGUCCUCCUCCUCUCGCUCCUCCCCCACCACCUCUGAUGAUGACGGCAGCAAUCGCGGGUCACACCACAAAGGCACUCAACCCAACAGCCACAGCAGCGGCGGCAGUAAUUCGAGCGGCGGUGGGGUGUUACCGCCAAACGAAGGUGGGAGUCGAGAGGAGAAGCUCGAGCUGGGGAAACUACAGUCGAUCGUGGUCUCCCAUUUCGCUCCGGAGCUCACUCUAGCGGGAGCAGCUUGGUCCAUCACGAGCCGCCAUGAGCGGCGUGUUGGAGCUUACUGCGAAUUAAUGAAGUCUUCCCUCGAUCCCCGCCUCCCGUAUUUCCUCCAUUCCUUUAUUCCCGCGCCUUUCUCCGUCAUCCCCCUAUUCCCGUCUCCCCUUCCCCUGCUACCGUACUCCGCCAGUGUGGUGGGAGCGUCGGGUCUGAAAGACAAGGAGCUCUUCACGAAGCAGGACCCGUACGUCGUGGUGGAGUACGGUUCUCAACGGUUCCGCACCAAGACAGAUAAAGAUGGGGGCACCACCCCUGCAUUCAACUCCACCUUCCACCUGCAGCUGCUCCCAGGUGUGGAGGAGUUCUCUGCGGUGCUGUGGAAUGACAACCUGGGGCGCGACGACGUGAUUGGCAGCUGCCGGGUGAAUUUCCGCCAGGCGUUCUCCAUGGGCGUGUGGGACAUGUGGCACCCCGUGUUCACCAAGAGCCAGAAGCAACGUGGCAGCCUUCAUUUGAUUAUCAAGGCUCCUGGGGCCAGGGCACCCGGAGGGUACCCCCCAUCAUCAUAUCCACCUGCACCGUACCCCACCGCACAAUACCCCCCAGCAUACCCCCCCGCAGGGUCACCCUACCCGCCCCCAUCCGGCCCACCAAACCCAUACCCACCCGCCUCAGGCUACCCCGCCCCUCCCCCAUCCGCCUACCCUCCCCCAUCCUCCUCCUCCGCGCCUCCCCCAUCCGCCUACCCUCCCCCAGCCGCAUCCCCCUACCCUCCCACCGGCUACCCUGCCCCUUACCCCCAGAGCGCCCAUGCCCCUUACCCUGCUGCCCACACCGCCCCUCCUGCCUACUCCAAGCCUCCUAGCGCGUCCUCUUCAAUGAACGCUGUGCUGGGAGCAGUGGGGGCGUUGGUGGGAACAGCAGCAGCAUAUGCUGGGCAUGGCCAUGGGCAUGGGCAUGUGCAUUAUCCCCCAGCGCCGUAUGGGUAUCCCCCCCCUCCGGCGCCGUAUGGGUAUGGGGCUCCUCCCGUGGUGGUACACCACCAUGGGCACCAUGGUUACCACCACAGGCACCACCAUUAUAAGCACAAGUACAAGCGCAAGGGUUUUUUCGGCAAACGCAAGGGGUUCUUCAAAUGA